AUGUUAGUUGGCUUCGUGCGCGCAGCAACAAACUACGACCGACUGUCUCUGCAAUCGUUGGCUCAACUACUUAAGAAGAAGGAAGUCAAAGUCAACACCGUCAUAGACGUUGAAUCAAGUCAGCUGCCCGAUGAUAUCAUCGCAUCUGGAAAAUUGAAACAGCUGCGGAGCAAUGCUAGAAUAAUCAUUGUCGAGCUUGGAAUGGAUAUCAUCGCAGCCACCAACUUCAUGCUUGCUGUUUAUCGUUCCGAUAUGAAGACUGAUGAAUAUGUCUACAUCAUUCCAUGGCUUUCUCAUGUAAGUUACAAGCUCCAACGUUUAAUAGAAAUGUGCUCAGGAAGGAGCCGUCAAGAUUCAUAA
Cooperia oncophora is the source of this 360-nucleotide messenger RNA. NCBI's taxonomy places the organism in Eukaryota, Metazoa, Nematoda, Chromadorea, Rhabditida, Trichostrongylidae. The record is from the annotation of a GenBank genome assembly.